AUGAUCCUUAAUCAAUUUCGUUUACAAAUUUUACCUGAAAUUCGUCAUAAAAUCAAAUGGCUUGAUCUUGAAUCAUCAUCUAUGAGAUAUGUUUCACGUGGUGCCCAUUAUCUUAAUUUAUGUGGCCUCGGUCUUUACAAUGUUAAUGAAGUAUCAGCUCGAUGUCUUUUUACUGGUAAGACAAUUUCAUUCAAUCAUUUUUAUUCUAAACAAAAGCAUUUUUUUCUAACUAAUACUGUACAUAUGUAUUUAGAUGAAAUUCUUUCAUCUGAAAUUAUAAAAAAUCAAAUUACAAUACUUUUAAUUACAAUGGAUAAAAAUGAUGAUUAUGAUGAGAUGCUAUUGUCAGUGGGAAACAUGUAA
This is a messenger RNA of Rotaria sp. Silwood2, 363 nucleotides long. Lineage: Eukaryota; Metazoa; Rotifera; Eurotatoria; Philodinida; Philodinidae. The record is from the annotation of a GenBank genome assembly.